This is a messenger RNA of Cervus elaphus (red deer), 1456 nucleotides long. Its product is annotated as protein FRA10AC1. The coding region runs from base 370 to 1317 and encodes 315 amino acids. The record is from RefSeq and is a predicted model, not a curated record. Lineage: Eukaryota; Metazoa; Chordata; Mammalia; Artiodactyla; Cervidae. Gene Ontology annotation, molecular function: phosphatase activity. Gene Ontology annotation, biological process: dephosphorylation. The transcript is spliced from 14 exons.
GCGGGGAGCGGCGGCGGCAGUGGCGCUAACCGUGGUGGCUGUUGUGGAGAGGCUUCACGGCAGGGGCGACGCGGCUGGUGCUGCAGCGGCUCGCUCAGGCCGUGGGUUGUCGCUGCAGACGUGGGCAAAAGAGGGAACGACGACUCAGCGAGCGCACUUGGCAGAGCAGGGAGGAGGGGAAGGGGUGUGUGAGGCGGGCCUUGAGUGUAUUUGGGAUCGGGGAGAAGGACUUCGAAACUUGUGCCUCAUAUGCUACUAGUUGAUUGUUGUUUUUGUUGUUUUUUUUUCUUUAAUGGCAGAUUUUGGAGACACCCCGCGUCUCCCUUCUCGAAUUUCUCUCGGUCCUUGUCAGUUGACUCGUAGCCUAAAAUGCAUGGUCACGGAGGCUAUGACUCUGAUUUUAGUGAUGAUGAACACUGUGGAGAAUCUAGCAAAAGGAAAAAAAGGACAGUUGAAGAUGAUUUACUACUCAAAAAGCCAUUUCAGAAAGAGAAACAUGGAAAGGUGGUUCAUAAACAAGUUGCAGCAGAAUUGCUGGAUAGGGAAGAAGCAAGAAAUAGAAGGUUUCAUCUCAUAGCUAUGGAUGCUUAUCAAAGGCAUACAAAGUUUGUAAAUGACUAUAUUUUAUAUUAUGGUGGCAAAAAAGAAGACUUCAGACGAUUGGGGGAAAAUGACAAGACAGACAUGGAUGUUAUACGAGAAAAUCAUAGAUUCCUAUGGAAUGAGGAGGAUGAAAUGGACAUGAAUUGGGAGAAGAGACUUGCAAAGAAAUACUAUGAUAAAUUAUUCAAGGAAUACUGCAUAGCAGAUCUCAGCAGAUACAAAGAAAAUAAGUUUGGAUUUAGGUGGCGAAUAGAAAAAGAAGUAAUUUCAGGAAAAGGCCAGUUUUGCUGUGGAAAUAAAUGUUGUGAUGAAAAAGAAGGCUUAAAGAGUUGGGAAGUUAAUUUUGGUUAUACUGAGCAUGGUGAAAAAAGAAAUGCACUUGUUAAAUUAAGAUUAUGCCAAGAAUGUUCCUUUAAGUUAAAUUUUCAUCACAGGAGAAAAGAAGUCAAGUCAAAAAAAAGAAAGGAUAAAGCCAAAAAAGAUUCUGAAGAGUCAACACAUAAAAAACCCAAAUUAUCUUCUGUAAAAGAGACCUCUAAGAAAAAGGAUAAAGCGCAUUCAUCCUCAGUGAAAUCAGAAAGUUCUGUCAACAGAAACUCUGAUGAGGAAGAAAGUGCUUCAGAGUCUGAACUUUGGAAGGGCCCACUACCAGAGACAGAUGAAAAAUCACAGGAAGAAGAAUUUGAUGAAUAUUUUCAAGAUUUAUUUUUGUGAGAUGAAAGAGGGAUGCCUACAUUCCUUAAUGCAAAGUGUACUUUGAAAUUCUUCACAAAAGUUUUGUCUACAAGUUGCAACUUCAGUGGUUUGUCUUUGGAAAUAAAAAAUCCAUCUAGGAUGGAUUGUCAGAUGCUUU